AUAAUACUAAUUAAAAUAUUUAAUAUCUAGAAAAAUGAUAAAAUUUAGAAGAUUCAUCUCUUGCUCAUCCAGGAAAUUGAUACCCAGGAAGCAGACGCGGUUCUGAUUUGCAAGGUAGAACGUCCGAAGAAAAAUGGACAAGCUUAAGGGCAUGUUGAAGCACAAACCGAGCCCGCAAGAGCAACUGAGAGAUUGGCAACGACGGCUACGCCAAGAGUGCCGCAAUAUCGAGCGCCAAAUCAGAGAUGUUCAGAGGGAGGAAAAGAACGUGCAUAAAGCAAUUAGAGAAGCUGCCAAGAGAAAUGACAUGGGCUCAGCAAAGGCACUUACGAAGGAAAUUGUGAUGUCAAGAAAGACUGUGAAUCGCCUUCAUGAGAAUAAGGCCCAACUGAACUCAAUCUCAAUGCAUCUUGGAGAAAGUGUCGCAAUUGCCCGUACUGUGGGUCAUUUGUCCAAGAGUGCAGAGGUCAUGAAACUUGUGAAUAACCUCAUGAAAGCUCCGGAAAUGGCACUCACAAUGCAAGAAUUUAGCAAAGAAAUGACCAAGGCAGGGGUAAUUGAAGAAUUCGUGACUGAUUCUGUUGACUCGGCACUGGAUUCGGAAGAUAUAGAGGAAGAAACUGAAGAAGAAGUUGGCAAAGUCCUGACUGAAAUAGCUGGUGAAACGGCUACUCAGCUUCCAGAAGCUGCCAGGAAGGAAAGGAUAGAGUUACCUGCCCAGAGAGCUAGCACUUCUCAAGAAGAAGAGGCUAUUGCAGAAGGUGCAGACGAUGAGGAAGAACUGGAAGAGUUGAGAGCACGGCUUGCGAAAGUGAGAUCGUAAUUUUUCGCAUUGUGAGCAUGGCUUAUUCACACCGUAUUAGAAAAUAAGAGUGUGUAAAUUAUUGUUGGAGCCAAUCGUUCUAUUUGGCAGCAUAGGGCUCCCCACCAAGCAUUCUACAUAGUGCAUACAUCAUUGUGACAAAAGUAGUUUCUUUGCAAUGGCCGUUUGUGUUUGAUCUGUCAUGUAAUACCUUACUAAUAAGUAUUAACUUACUUUCUGUUCUAAUGUAUGUGAAUUUCCUUCAAAUAAAUAUUUAUGCCCUUUUCUUUGUAUUUA
Carya illinoinensis is the source of this 1099-nucleotide messenger RNA. Its product is annotated as vacuolar protein sorting-associated protein 24 homolog 1-like. Gene Ontology annotation, biological process: late endosome to vacuole transport; endosome transport via multivesicular body sorting pathway; protein transport. Bases 134 to 823 code for a protein of 229 amino acids. Lineage: Eukaryota; Viridiplantae; Streptophyta; Magnoliopsida; Fagales; Juglandaceae. The record is from RefSeq and is a predicted model, not a curated record. The transcript is spliced from 7 exons. Gene Ontology annotation, cellular component: ESCRT III complex; multivesicular body.